Olea europaea var. sylvestris is the source of this 2932-nucleotide messenger RNA. RefSeq lists its product as uncharacterized. The coding region runs from base 319 to 2433 and encodes 704 amino acids. The record is from RefSeq and is a predicted model, not a curated record. NCBI's taxonomy places the organism in Eukaryota, Viridiplantae, Streptophyta, Magnoliopsida, Lamiales, Oleaceae. The transcript is spliced from 2 exons.
AAAGCACAUAAAACUUUUAUUUCUCUCUCUCCCCCUCAAAAAUUUCACUUUCGUCUUCCCGCCAUUAGCUUCCCUCUCACUGCCCAAAUUCUUCAAUCACAUUUUAAAAGUUUGAACACUUCUUUCUCUUUCUGUAUUCCAACCAGUGAGUGUCUCUCUCCAAACAGAUACAAGAUUGUAACUAUCUGGGUACAUGUUUGCCUUGAGGGGAACAACAGAGUUAUCUGGCUUUUUUAGGAAGAGAAUUUGUAGUGCUGUCGAUUUUUACACUUGAAAAAUUUGACUAAUAGACUUUCCUGAAACUACUUCACAUUGAGGAUGGAGUGCAAUAAAGGUGAGGCCACCCGAGCCAAAGGGAUUGCAGAGAAGAAGAUGGAGAACAAUGACUUUGAAGGGGCAAGAAAGAUUGCUUUGAAGGCACGAAAUCUUUACCCUGAACUUGAGAAUAUAGCACAAAUGCUGGCCAUAUGUGAUGUUCACCGUGCUGCUAAAAAUAGGAUUUUGGGAUCCGAAAAGGACUGGUAUGAAAUCCUUGGGGUUGAAAAGUUGGCUGAUGAAAUAACCAUCAAGAAACAAUACCGACGACUUGCACUUGUUCUUCAUCCCGAUAAAAACAGAUUUCCUGGUGCAGAAGCUGCUUUUAAGCUGAUUGGGGAAGCAAAUUUAGUGCUUACAGACCCAGCAAAGAGGUCUUCAUUCGAAAGUAAGAUUAGAGUUUCAGUUAGAUCAACUCCAUCAAAUCAACCUCCUCAUGACGUAAUCAUAGAUCCUUCUUUAAAGAAACAAUAUGGAUUUCAAAACAAAUUUCCGAACUGUUAUGCUGAUAAAUUCAGCGGUCUGAAUCAUCACCGAGCAACAGGGUUCAAUUCAACUGUUGGACAGCGAAUGUUCUGGACUAGUUGCCCGUUUUGCACUAUUAAAUUCCCGUGCCAGAAAGAAAAUGUGAGUAGUUCUUUGCGGUGCCCUUACUGCUUAAAAGCCUUUAUUGCUUAUGGUAUCGGUGCUCAAGGCGUUUCCUUAGGAUCUAAAUGCAAUCAAUCCAGUCCUCAACACGUGUUUUCAAAAUUUGAGAUCCCAAAUCAGGGUGCCCCUAAGAUGGGUGUGCAAAGUAACACCAGAUUCUCAGCUCCUCGUGCAGGAUCUCAGGGGAGUGCUAAUAUUAAACCGUUUGGAUCAGAAUCAGGUAUUUGGACCAACAGCACUGCCAAAGUCAGUGGGGCCGUGAAAAUGAAAGAAAAUGUGACCUGGAAUGCUUAUUCAAUGAGUGGUAGAAUGCCCAAUGGUGAUGCGAUGACUAGAGAAUCAGAUCUGAAAAACAAAAACGGGAAGAGGGGAAGGAAAAGGGUAGGGGAAUCUAGUGAGAGUUGUGAUACAUCAAGUAGUGUUAACACAGAAGAUGUAGCUGUUGAGGAAAAUUUUGGAGAUCCUGCUACCAUGGGUGAUUCUGGACUUAAUGGUAAUCAAUUUGUACGAAGAUCAACUCGGCAAAGGCAACAUGUCUCAUACAAUGAAAUUGAUGAUGACAACAAUGACAUUGCCAUCCCUCCAAAGAGAUCACAGAGUGAUAGUAAAGAAGAGCAAGUGGAUUUUCUAGAUACUGAAGAUUUGAAAAGUGGUUAUGCAAAUAGUUUUCGUACUGAUGCAGAUAAUACAAGAACUGAAGUAAUAGAUGAUUCUCAAUUAGAUUCAGAAGCUAAAUUUAUUGAGUGUCCUGAUGCAGAAUUUAAUGAUUUUGACAAGGUUAAAGAGGAAAGUUGUUUUUCUGUUGAUCAAAUGUGGGCUUGUUUUGAUACAUUAGAUGGCAUGCCAAGGUUCUAUGCGCUGAUCAAAAAAGUAGUUAGUCCUGGAUUUAAAUUGCAAGUUACCUGGUUAGAAGCUGAUCCGGAAGAUGAAGCUGAGAAGAAUUGGGCUAGAAAGGAGUUACCCGUUGGUUGUGGCAGAUUUAAGCGUGGGAAGAGUCAAUACACUUUAGAUCGUCUUACAUUCUCUCAUCAAGUGCUUUAUGAGAAGGGUAAGAAGAAAGGUUUUUUAGUCAUAUAUCCUAGGAAAGGGGAGACCUGGGCUCUUUUCAAGGACUGGAAUAUAAGAUGGAGUUACAACAAAAAGAAUUUUAAACAAUUCAAAUAUGAAAUUGUGGAAGUUCUCUCUGAUUUUAUUUUGGGUAGCGGUGUAAAGGUUGCUUGCUUAGAUAAAGUUAGUGGUUUUGUUAGCCUGUUUCAGCGAACGGGCAAAAGCGAGAGUGAUUCAUUCUUUAUACGGCCCCACGAACUGUUUAGGUUCUCUCAUCGAAUUCCUUUUUUCAGAAUGACUGGCGCUGAAAGAAGCGAAGUUCCAAAAGAUUCUUUUGAACUUGAUCCCAGUUCCCUACCUCUAAAUCCUGAGGAUGUAUGGUAUCCUGAUAAGGGCAAGGCGGGCAUUCAACAUGGAUGGUGAAGUUAAUUGUUCACCACCAAAGUCAACUAAAAAGCAAUUUGGCACCUGAGUAUGAGUAUGCCAAAAACCGUUGUGGACUUAGAUGAUUGUUGAGAAAAUGUCUAAACAGUAAACACCAAAUAACUUCCAUUUUAUAGUAAAUUUAAUGCGGGGUUUUGCUUUCCAGUUCACUGGUAAGGAAAAGUUCUUUUUGCAAGCUGGGAGCUUUAAUUCAGCCACAGUUCCAGGGAGAAUAUAUGGAAGAUGUAGUUGAGGAACUUGAAUCCUUGUGACCUGAAACUGUUACUAGAAAUAAUUUAUUCGCCAUGUGUAUUUUAACAUAUUGCUUUGAUUGUUAUCUACUUUUUUAAUUGUAACUGUUUCAUUCCAGAUAGAGGUUGAACCUUGUGUUUUGCCUUGUGGCAAAUCUUCGGUUAGGUCUGUUUCUUAGAUGAUGUAAAGAUCUAUUGGACAUGUACAAGUAUGCAACUUAAAAUGAUCUUUUCUUUUUCUUCUGCUA